Messenger RNA from Oryza brachyantha (malo sina), 489 nucleotides. RefSeq names its product oleosin 16 kDa-like. The coding region runs from base 1 to 489 and encodes 162 amino acids. The transcript has a single exon. NCBI's taxonomy places the organism in Eukaryota, Viridiplantae, Streptophyta, Magnoliopsida, Poales, Poaceae. Gene Ontology annotation, biological process: lipid storage. The record is from RefSeq and is a predicted model, not a curated record. Gene Ontology annotation, cellular component: membrane; monolayer-surrounded lipid storage body.
AUGGCCGGAGAGCAAGCUGGAAAGCAGCGGGGCGUCGGCGGGGUCGGCGACCACUACACGCGCAUGAUCCAGGGCGGCGACGACGACGAAAAUGAGCAGCAGGAGAAGCCGGCGGCGGCCGUGGUUGCGGUGAAGGGCGUGGCGGCCGCGGCGGCGGCGGGGGCGAUGCUGCUGCUGGCGGGGCUGACGCUGACCGCGACGGUGCUGGCGCUGGCGCUGGCGACGCCGCUGCUGGUGAUCUUCAGCCCCGUGCUGGUGCCCGCCGCGGCGGCGGCGUCGCUCCUGGCGGCCGGGUUCGCGUCCGCCGGCGCGCUCGGCGCCGCGGCGGCGGGGGUGCUGGCGUGGAUGUACCGGUACGCGCGGUCGCCGUCCGGGGAGCGCGCGCCCGCCGGCGCCGACAAGCUGGAGCACGCCCGCGCGCUGCUCGACGCCAAGGCGCACGACGUCAGGGACUGGGCGCAGCACCGCCUCGACCAGGCGCGCUCCUAG